GAUUUUCGAAUUUUUGCUGACUUCGUCUUUAUUGCUUUAUUGUUGUUGUUCCGUAUUGAUGCUUUGGUUGUAACGAGCUUUGCCGUCAAAAACAUUAGUUCAUCGUUGUUCUAGUUAAAAUUACUGCUUGCGUAAUGGACGCUGAAAGAUUGGCAAAGCUCAAUGCUUACCUUAUAUCAAAGGGAAAGAAACCAAAAGAGUUAUCAAAAAAUUACAUAAAAGCAAAUGCUACGAAUGUAAAACGAGGAAUUCUGACUAAAAAGUGUCAAAACGUGGCUGAAGUGAAUUGUACUGAUAAAGCCACAAAGAAAUCUAUAAAGAUGAUCGAAAGUACUCAACCAAAUCUACCUAAAACUAUUAAAAGACUUCCUUCAAAGACCAACAAAGCUGCAAAAACUUUUGGCAGAAAAAGUAAUUUAACCAAUCAAAAGAUCAGACAGGGAGAAAACAAAUUUAAUGCGACUAAAGAUUCAAUGAAACAUAAUGAUACUCUUCUUGCAAAAACGCCAACCAAAGCAAUGGUAGCUAGAAACUUACAAGCCACACCUAUGUCCUCGAAAAAACUCUUGUCACAAAAACUGCUUCGUCGAAGCAUGGGGCAUGCUAUUGUUUCAAAAGAAAACUGCACACCAAAAAAGAUUUCUCAACCUAUGAGAACUCCAGUUUGUAAAUCUGUAACAGGACGAAGUAUUCUUUCGAAAUCGGUUCAACCUAAGAGCAGAGUAAGGACUUUUAUUGCUGAACAAAGGAGUAAAGCUCCAGCGCCCAAGAAACGACUGGCAAAGCAAUCUGAAAGAGAGGAGAGAAUGUUGAAGCUCAAAGCAUGGUUAAUAUCUCGUGGGAAAAGUGUUGAUCAUCUCCGUGGUUUUAAACCAGCAAAGACUAUGCUAACUCCAGUAAAUUCACCACAACAAAAAACUGGAAACAGCAGGACUUCAUAUUGGCCGAGGUUUAGAGAAGAGGACUACCAAGAUGAGAUCAGCAUACUGAUGAAACAUGCCAUGCAGGAAGCAACAGAUUGCUUGAAUGAGAAUUGUUCACCUACUGAAGUACAUCAGAGACUUGUUGAGUUUCGAGAGAAAAUCCCAAGUGCUGAACAACAUGCUAUAUACUGGAUCACCAUGGCUGCUGUUUAUGAAAAACUGGGAAAAUCGAAUGAUGAAAUAUUAAAUGUUUAUGAAACAGCUGUGGAUCUCGAUGCACAACCAUUGGAGCAGUUAAAAGUUGCGUUGAAUGAAUUUAUAUCAAAACCACCAAAAAUGGACAUAACCCCAAGCUAUUCUAUCAAUGAACAAGGAACAUCUUCUCCAACAACAAUCAGCCAACGUACAAGUCCAAUACGUGGCCAAGUAUUCCAAACUCCGAUAAAAUCAUCUCACCCUCCAUCACCUCUAGUGGCUGGAUCUCCUUCAUCCGUCAUCAAGUUACGGAUGAUUUCGAAAUCUUCACCAGUAUUUAAACAAAUCCUCUUGAAAAGAGCCCUGCCUCUUACCACAAGUGCCAUAGUAACACCGGUUCGUCGUUCGAAGAGAAUUGAGAAUGCAAGUUCAAAGUACCCGCAGUAUGUUCGACCCCACCACCCAUGUAUCACCAACCCACAAGAUUUGCUGGAGUCAAUGAAUAAGGAGAUGGAAUCAUGUGACUUUGUGUUUGACGAGAACAAAGCACUUGGGGAAGAUUAUGCUGAUGUUUCUACCAUUCUGAACUUGGGAUAACAGUAAAAUAUAUAAACAUUGUUUUAUAAAUAUAUAACUGCCAUGAUGCAUGGGAUGCCAAUGCAGUGUCAUUUUUUAAAUGCUGUUUUAUCCGCGCAUGUUUUGAUUACCCAUAAUGCUAUGUAUUAGCUCUGAUUUUAAAUUUUAACUCUUUGUUUAAUAAUUAUUAUUAAAAAUGCAUUGAUAUUGAACUAAAAUAUAUAUGGUUGGAAAAUAUUUAGGCAACAUAGGUGUUCCAUCUGUUCCUUUUGCUUAGUAUGUACUUAUUGCACAUAAACAGUAAAUAAAGAAUAAU
Messenger RNA from Ciona intestinalis (vase tunicate), 2010 nucleotides. Lineage: Eukaryota; Metazoa; Chordata; Ascidiacea; Phlebobranchia; Cionidae. The record is from RefSeq and is a predicted model, not a curated record.